UGCUCCAUGUGACCUGCGAUUUUAAGUUCGUGCAAAACCUUUAAUUUGUUAAUUUUAAUUAGAUAGCUAUAAAUAAAAUAAUUGCACAACAGACUUGUUUACAAUAAAAUAAAUAAAGGUUUUUUUAUACAUCGGUAAAGAUGUCGAAUUUACUAAAAGAAAUUUAUGAAAAGUAUGCAGAAUUUGAAGCCUUCUACACUGGCGGUGAAAUUCAGUGGAGUUCAGAUGGCGGGCAGUUUCUUUGUCAGUGUGAUGAUGUUAUUAAAGUAAUUGAUGUAAAUACCUUUUCAAACAUUCUUAUAAUUGGUGAAGCAAGCGAAGAAAAAGAUGAAUCCGAUCAAAUAUAUACCUUCCAAUUGUCACACAACAAUGAUGUUGUUGCAACUGCACAUAAGAGUGGCCUUUUAAAGCUAUGGGAUAAGGCAACAGGACAACAACUUAAAGUGUGGAGAUCGGGACAUAAAGGUGCAGUAGCAAGACUUGCAUUCAGCAGCGAUGAUUCUAACCUUGCUUCGGGAGGUUCUGAUGGAAACAUACGACUGUGGGACUUAGCGCACAACACCUGUACUAACAGUCUCAAAGGUGCUUUAGGUGUAUUCACAGUUUUAAAUUAUCAUCCUGACGUUUCCAAGCAGUUAAUCUUUGGUGCAGCUGAUGAUACAAAAAUUUGGUCAUGGAAUUCAAGUAGUGGAAAAGAACAAACUAUAUAUUCAGGGCACUUCAGUAAAGUCACAUCUCUACUAUUCACUGAAGAUUAUAUGGUAAGUUCAGGCCGAGACAGGGUUUUGAUACUAUGGAAAUUAAAUGAAAGCAAAGCCUUAAAAGUUCUGCCAGUUUAUGAGAGCAUAGAAAGCACUGUGUUAUUACCUUCGACAUUUAAAAUACCAAACUUCACUAAAAAAGUGGGUACGGAAGGAAUAUAUGUUGCAUGUGCUGGUGAAAAAGGGGUUGUUAAAGUGUGGAAUAUGUUAGCAAGCAGACUAAUGUAUGAACAGAGUAAUAGCCUCGUAUCACCAGCAGCAGAAGAAGGUGGUUUGGCUGUGACUAACAUUCUACUCAAUAAAGCUAGAAACAUGAUUUCUGUUGUAACAGCAGAUCAUAAUAUAAUUAUUCAUGACUUAGAAACAUUUUCAUGCAUAAAGCAAAUGAUAGGUUUUACAGAUGAGAUUUUAGAUAUUAUAUUCGUUGGGAAGGAUGAGUCCCGUAUUGUGGUUGCCACCAAUAGUGCAGAUUUAAAGUAUUAUGAAUUAAACAGUAUGGAUUGUAAGUUGAUCAAAGGUCACACAGAUAUUGUUCUGGCUCUGGCAUUGUUUCCUACUAGACCUGACAUGUUUGUGUCCUCCAGCAAAGACAAUAGUGUAAGAAUUUGGUUACAAGAUGAAAAUAAGGUGAUCAAAUGCUUUGGUAUUGGCACCCGCCACACGGCUUCUGUAGGCUCAGUUUUUGCAUCACAAACAAAUCAUGAGUUUUUCACAUCUGUCAGUCAGGACAAUUGCUUGAAACUGUGGAACGUCCCACAAAAUGAAAAUGAUGGUACAGAACAAAAAAUUAUAUCGAGUUAUACUGAGCUGGCACAUAACAUGGAUAUCAAUUGUGUAUCUGUCUCGCCAAAUGAUAAAAUAAUCGCGACUGGAUCACAGGACAAAACUACAAAACUAUGGACAAAAGAAUUGUCCUUACUAGGCGUACUUAAAGGGCACAGGAGAGGAGUUUGGUGUGUGCGUUUCUCACCAGUUGACCAAGUGGUGUUGACCUCCUCAGCAGACUCAUCCAUCAAGCUGUGGUCGAUAGCAGACCUCAGCUGUUUAAAAACCUUCGAGGGCCACGAGAGUUCUGUGCUCAAAAUUGAAUUCGUAAGCAGGGGCCAGCAAAUUGUGUCUUGCGGUGCAGAUGGUCUCCUAAAAUUGUGGACUAUUAAAACUUCGGAGAGCAAAAUGUCUCUCGACAACCAUGACGGUAAGGUUUGGUCGAUGGCACUGAACAAAGACGAAUCUAUUAUUGUCACUGGCGGUUCCGACUCAAAGUUAGUAAUGCUAAAGGACGUAUCAGUCGAAAGACGGGAACAACUGGCGAAAGAAAGGGAGGAGCUAGUGUUACAAGAACAAGAGUUAAUGAACUUACUCAACGACAAAAAAUUGGUGAAGGCUCUCAAGUUGGCGUUGCGAAUGGAGAGACCUUUGCACAUUCUAAAAAUUGUCAAUGAAGUUUUAAAGUUUGGCUCCGAGAAACUAUCUAUCACAUUGAAGGAACUGAAUAAUACGCAAAAGGAGUCUUUGCUGCGUUUCGCUACUGAAUGGAACACCAACAACAAGAACUGCCAUGCUGCUCAACUGGUAUUCCAUUUGCUGACCCCAGAAAUCUUGUCAGGAAACCUGAAGCUUCCGUCGUUGACUAAAUUUGUCGAAGGCGCCUUGCCGUACACCGAAAGACACUUCGAAAGAUUGACAAACUUACUGCAAGACCUUAAUUUCAUUACAUACACCGUAAAUUGUAUGCAACCACACGCUGUGAAAAAUGUCUGAAUAAAAAAAUAUACGUA
Aricia agestis (brown argus) is the source of this 2539-nucleotide messenger RNA. Its product is annotated as transducin beta-like protein 3. The record is from RefSeq and is a predicted model, not a curated record. The coding region runs from base 141 to 2522 and encodes 793 amino acids. Gene Ontology annotation, molecular function: protein binding; U3 snoRNA binding. Gene Ontology annotation, cellular component: 90S preribosome; nucleolus; small-subunit processome. The transcript is spliced from 2 exons. NCBI's taxonomy places the organism in Eukaryota, Metazoa, Arthropoda, Insecta, Lepidoptera, Lycaenidae. Gene Ontology annotation, biological process: endonucleolytic cleavage in 5'-ETS of tricistronic rRNA transcript (SSU-rRNA, 5.8S rRNA, LSU-rRNA); endonucleolytic cleavage to generate mature 5'-end of SSU-rRNA from (SSU-rRNA, 5.8S rRNA, LSU-rRNA).